UCGUCUCCAAGGGGACUGUGUUUAGGGUUCGAUUAGCCAAGUUGAUUCAAGGACUUCUUUAGUAAGAACUCUAUAAUAUAGACCGAUUCAUCCAUGAAAAGAGCAACCAAUAUAACCAAAAACUAAUGUGAUAAUAGUCUUAAAAGAGCAGGAAGUCCUGCGAGAAAAUGGCAGCAAGUAGCGACUUCUUGACAAGGCUGCARAGUGACCUYUACAAAGAAAGRCAUGGAUUCGGUCCUUUGUCAAAAACAUUUCAGUCUUCAAUUGAACACGCUCCAGGUCUUGUCCAGCAUCGUAUAACCACAUUUCCYGAUAGAUAUGGUCUGUACGUGCGUAAUGAAAUACCACAAGUAAAGUGUCCGUGGGGAAGAGCUCGCAGUUAUGCUGGUGAUGCUCCCGUACAGUUGCCAUUAGACAACAGACCUAAAUGUGAGCCUCCCCCCUUACUACAGAAGAGCCAUCGUCAUUUUGGUACUGGGGCGCACCCUCAUCCACGGGGAAUCCCUAUCAAACAGUUCUACACCCUAACGCAAUUGAAGCGAAGCAAUUUACGAUGGAACGACGAAUUGCUCCCGCGACCUUCUACUGCAGAUGUUCAGAGUAACCAAAUACAUAUGCCUUUUCCUAAAGAGUCGGCCCUAAGCUCCCACACAUCAAGACAAGCCGUCUUUCCCCGUCCUGAACCAUACCCUGGGUACGACCCAUGCGGCACCCCAGCCACCCCUCCCUCGACAAUAGUCAACAAGGCCAUGGGAAGCUUUGGACGAAGGGAAAUUMUAAACAGUCGUCCUCAAUCUUCUAACGAGGGCAAUGGCGGCUAUAGUAUGAACGUCAAGCCAGUGACGGUCACCAAUCCAUUUUUUAACCGUCAUGAUAUUAUCAGCGAGUUCAAUAAACUACAUCCAAGCAAUACACCAACAUUACGUCUCCCUAUCCAACGUCUGAGAAAAGCUGAUUGGCAUUCUUAGGACAUGACAUUGUUACAAAAAUGGUCAAAGAGCAAGAACAAAUUGGAGUUUGAUUGGAAUACCCAUGCACCAUCCCACAUACAGCUCAAAACAGCUCCAGGAGUUUUAUCUCAAUGAAUAGGCUAGAGUGUGAAAGAUGUCCUGAUGCAUGAAAUUAAAGAUUUGAACUGAAA
Molecule: messenger RNA, 1141 nt
Organism: Exaiptasia diaphana
Lineage: Eukaryota; Metazoa; Cnidaria; Anthozoa; Actiniaria; Aiptasiidae
Exons: 6
Coding region: 168-968 (266 amino acids)
Cellular component (GO): centrosome
Source: RefSeq, a predicted model, not a curated record